Molecule: messenger RNA, 5268 nt
Organism: Pochonia chlamydosporia 170
Lineage: Eukaryota; Fungi; Ascomycota; Sordariomycetes; Hypocreales; Clavicipitaceae
Product: DNA-directed RNA polymerase III largest subunit
Exons: 3
Coding region: 1-5268 (1755 amino acids)
Biological process (GO): transcription by RNA polymerase II
Cellular component (GO): RNA polymerase II, core complex
Molecular function (GO): DNA binding
Source: RefSeq, a predicted model, not a curated record
AUGGCGAACUAUCAUCCCCCAUUCUCCAGCGCGCCGCUGAAGACGGUCGAGGAGAUUCAAUUUGGUUUGAUGUCUCCAGAGGAGAUCAAGAACAUGAGCGUUUGCCACAUCUUGUACCCGGAGACGAUGGACGAGAGCCGCACAAAACCACGCGACGGUGGACUCAACGACCCUCUUCUCGGAUCCAUCGAUCGUGGGUUCAAGUGCAAGACUUGUACACAAUCGAUGAGUGACUGCCCAGGUCACUUUGGUCACAUCGAGCUGGCCAAACCCGUUUACCAUCCUGGCUUCAUCAAGAAGGUCAAGAAGAUUUUGGAGAUUGUCUGCCACAAUUGCAGCAAGGUGUUGGCCGAUACUAGCGAUCCCGAGUUUGUCACCGCAAUCAACACACGAGAUGCUAAGCUUCGCUUCAACCGUGUUUGGGCCGUUUGCAAGAAGAAGCGGAGGUGUGAAAACGAAGAUCGUAGCGAGAAGAACGACGAGGAAUUUGCUCCUGGUAUGAAGCCAGUUGUAAACAACCACGGUGGCUGUGGAAACGUGCAACCACAAGUCCGACAAGCUGCUUUGCAACUCAAGGCUGCUUUUGAUGUUGCCCAAGAGGAUGGCCCCAAGAGGCGAGAGACGGUACCGAUCACCCCGGAGAUGGCUCACGGUAUUCUGAGGAGAAUCUCCGAGGAAGACCUGCGCCAUAUGGGCCUGAACUCAGAUUACGCCCGCCCAGAGUGGCUCAUACUUACUGUGCUUCCUGUUCCCCCGCCUCCAGUUCGUCCAAGUAUUUCCAUGGACGGUACUGGUACCGGCAUGCGAAAUGAAGACGAUUUGACUUACAAGCUGGGUGAUAUCAUCCGUGCCAACGGCAAUGUGAAGCAGGCUAUUCGUGAAGGAUCGCCCCAACACAUUGCUCGAGAUUUCGAGGAGUUGCUUCAGUACCAUGUGGCAACAUACAUGGAUAACGAUAUUGCUGGCCAACCGCGCGCCUUGCAAAAGAGUGGCCGGCCUGUCAAGGCCAUCAGAGCCAGAUUAAAGGGUAAAGAAGGCCGGCUCAGAGGCAACUUGAUGGGCAAGCGAGUCGAUUUCUCCGCUCGUACUGUCAUCACUGGUGAUGCCAACUUGUCUCUUCACGAGGUUGGCGUUCCUCGCAGUAUUGCAAGAACCCUCACAUACCCAGAAACAGUCACGCCCUACAACAUUGGCAAGCUGCAUCAGCUCGUCGAAAACGGACCGAACGAACAUCCUGGUGCCAAAUACGUCAUCAGAGCCGAUGGUACUAGAAUCGAUUUGCGACAUCAUCGACGAGCCGCUCAGAUUUCCCUGGAAUAUGGCUGGAAGGUUGAGCGCCACUUGAUGGAUGGUGACUACAUCAUUUUCAACCGUCAGCCUUCGCUGCACAAGGAGUCUAUGAUGGGUCACCGAGUUCGAGUCAUGCCUUACUCCACAUUCCGUUUGAACUUGUCUGUUACUUCGCCGUACAACGCUGAUUUUGACGGUGACGAAAUGAACUUGCACGUUCCUCAAACCGAGGAGACGCGUGCAGAGGUCAAGGAGCUGUGUCUUGUGCCUAACAACAUUGUGUCCCCUCAAAAGAACGGUCCGUUGAUGGGUAUCGUCCAGGACUCUCUUGCUGGAGUCUACAAACUUUGCAGACGAGACACCUUCAUCGACAAAGAAAUGGUCAUGAACAUGAUGCUCUGGGUUCCCAACUGGGAUGGUGUUAUUCCCCAACCAGCUAUCCUCAAGCCUCGACCUCGUUGGACGGGAAAGCAGCUCAUCAGCAUGGUCAUCCCACCCGAGAUUAGUCUGCACGCGCCUGAAGACAAGUCUAACAUCCCUCUGAAGGACACUGGUGUCCUCAUCCAGAGCGGUGAGCUUCUCUACGGUCUGUUGAAGAAAAAGAAUGUUGGCUCGGCGGCUGGCGGUAUUGUCCACCUGUGUUACAACGAGCUUGGCCCCGAAGGCGCCAUGGCUUUCUUGAACGGUGUCCAACAAGUGGUCACAUACUGGCUUCUGAACACUGGCCACAGUAUUGGUAUCGGUGAUACGGUUCCAGACAAGCAAACUAUUGAAAAGGUCCAGGUUCAUAUUGACACGCAAAAGGCUGAAGUUGCAAGACUUACAGCCGAAGCCACAGCGAACGAGCUUGAAGCCCUUCCAGGUAUGAAUGUCCGAGCUACAUUUGAGAACAAGGUCUCCAUGGCUCUCAACUCGGCUCGUGACCAGGCCGGUACCACCACGCAACAGAGUUUGAAGGACUCAAACAAUGCGGUAACCAUGGCUGAUUCCGGUUCCAAGGGAUCUUCCAUUAACAUUUCACAAAUGACUGCUCUUGUCGGUCAACAAAUUGUGGAAGGAAAACGUAUCCCCUUUGGGUUCAAAUACCGAACGCUGCCACACUUCACCAAGGAUGACUACUCUCCCGAGGCGCGAGGCUUCGUCGAGAAUUCCUACCUGCGUGGUCUUACUCCUACAGAGUUCUUUUUCCACGCCAUGGCUGGUAGAGAAGGUCUCAUUGACACUGCUGUCAAGACUGCCGAGACGGGUUAUAUUCAGCGACGUCUGGUGAAGGCCCUUGAAGAUCUGAGCGCACGCUAUGAUGGAACUGUACGAAACUCACUGGGUGAUAUCGUUCAGUUCCUGUAUGGAGAAGACGGGUUGGAUGCCAUGUGCAUCGAGUCACAGAAGCUCGGUAUCCUCCAGAUGUCCGAUGUUGCUUUUGAGGACAAGUAUCGUCUUGACUUGGCCAAUCCUCCUGAAUGGUUCAAGAAAGAUUAUGAGUAUGGCAACGAGCUGGCUGGUGACAAAGAAUCCAUGGAUCUUCUCGAUUCGGAAUGGGAAACCCUACUCUCCGACAGACAAACCGUUCGACUCAUCAACAAGUCCAAGAUGGGAGAGGAGAAAAUGCAACUGCCACUCAACAUUGGCCGAAUGAUUGAAACUGCGAAACGAGUCUUCAAUGUUCGCGCUACCGAUCGUAGCAACUUGCGUCCUGCGGAUGUCAUUACAAGAGUGCAAAACCUCCUCAGCGAGCUCAGGAUUGUGCGAGGAUUGGAUCCCAUUUCUAAGGAAGCCGAUUUGAACGCAACUAUCUUGUUCAAGGCAUUGAUCCGGUCUCGACUUGCUUUCAAAGAAAUUGUCAAGGUUCAUCGUCUGAAUAAGCUCGCAUUCGAUCACGUUCUUGGUGAGCUGCAGAAUCGUUGGGAUCGCUCUUUUGUCAGCCCUGGUGAAAUGGUGGGCGUUCUUGCUGCUCAGUCGAUUGGUGAACCCGCGACGCAAAUGACGCUGAACACUUUCCACUUUGCUGGUGUGUCUUCCAAGAACGUCACACUCGGUGUUCCUCGUCUCAAGGAAAUUCUCAAUUUGGCAAAGGACAUCAAGACUCCCAGUAUGGCUGUGUACUUGAACACGCAUUUGGGAACACAAGAGCAGGCCAAGAAGCUCCGAAGUUUGGUCGAAUACACCAACUUGCGCUCAAUCACUUCCGUGACGGAGAUUUACUAUGAUCCUGAUAUUCAAGGCACGACCAUUGCCGAGGAUAUGGACAUGGUUGAAUCCUACUUCCUGAUCCCCGAUGAUGGUCAGGACAACACUGAUCAACAGUCAAGAUGGCUUCUGCGUAUCACACUCGAUCGACAGAAGCUUCUUGAUAAGGAAAUCAGGAUUGAUGAUGUGGCCCAGCGCAUCAAGGAAGAGUACCCCAACGAUCUCGCUGUCAUCUUCAGUGACAACAACGCAGACGAGCAAGUCAUCCGAAUCCGAACAGUUCGACAAUCAGAGGAAAAGGACGAAGACGGAGAAAAGAAGAUCGAGGAUGACGUCAUGCUGAAGCGUCUGGAAGCCCAUCUUCUCGACACGCUUACUCUACGUGGUGUGCCAGGUGUUGAAAGGGCUUUCUUGACAAAGGGAACUCGCUUGGUGGUUGACAAGGACGGGUCUGAGCUUGCGAAGAAGGAUGAUGAACGAUGCACUCAGUGGUACUUAGAUACCUCGGGCUCCGCUCUUCGAGAUGUCCUUGCUGUUGAAGGUGUUGAUGCGACGCGAACAUACACCAACGAUUUGUGGCAGAUUGUUGAAGUCUUUGGUAUUGAGGCUGCACGUGCUGCAUUGGUGAAGGAGUUGACCAACGUGUUGGCCUUUGACGGUUCAUAUGUCAAUCACCGACACAUUGCACUGUUGGUUGAUGUUAUGACGUAUAGAGGCAGCAUCUCGGCCGUCACUCGACAUGGUAUCAACCGCGCUGACACUGGUGCUUUGAUGCGUUGUUCAUUCGAGGAGACUGUCGAGAUUUUGCUGGAGGCUGCUGCCACCGGUGAGCUUGAUGACUGCCGUGGCAUUUCUGAGAAUGUCAUGCUCGGCCAGCUCGCACCGAUGGGAACUGGAAACUUUGACGUUUUCCUUGAUCCCAAGAUGCUGGAAACAGUCAUCUCGGAUAAUUCUCGCAUGGGUCUCAUGCCAGGCAUGCCAGUCAAGGAGGGCGAAGCCGAAGGUGCUGCUACACCGUACGACACCGGAUCACCGAUGUCAAACGACUCUGGCUACAUGAGCAUGAACUCGCCAGCUGCUGGAAACUUCUCUCCCAUCCAGGGUGCGGGAUCAGAAACCCCAGCUGGCUUCGGCACAGAGUAUGGUGGACAAGGCUUUGGCAACAUGGGAUCCAUGAGCCCGUACUCCCGAGGAGCGACAAGCCCCUUCAGCACGUCGCCUACUUCACCGUUCAGCUCAGGCAUGGUUGGAUAUUCUCCUUCAUCGCCCAACGCCGGCUACUCUCCGACUUCGCCUCUCCUGGACGGUGGUGCUGGUCGUUACGCAACGUCUCCUUCGUUCAGCCCGUCAUCCCCGUCGUUCUCACCUACCUCCCCGAUGCUACGCCCAACGAGUCCUGCCAGUCCAAACUACAGCCCGACGUCGCCGAGUUACUCGCCGACUUCGCCAACUUCCCCUCGGCACUACUCGCCAACGUCGCCUGCGCAGUUCAACUCGCCUACCUCUCCCAGCUACUCCCCUGCCAGUCCCAACUACAGCCCAGCCUCACCCAACCUUCAUGGCGCAGCUGGUGCUACCUCUCCUUCAUACUCUCCAGCUUCUCCAUCUUGGUCUCCAACUUCUCCUGAGGCAUACUCGCCCACGAGCCCAAGCUUUCAAAGAAGCCCUGGAAAUCAGCAGAGCCCGACGAGCCCCAGUUACUCGCCAACGUCGCCUGCUUUCUCUCCCCGGACUCCUGGUCCGGGUAACUCGGGCAAUCAAUAUUCUCCCAACUCGCCCGCUAACGAUUGA